Messenger RNA from Phytophthora nicotianae INRA-310, 180 nucleotides. RefSeq lists its product as hypothetical. The annotation marks the transcript as partial. The record is from RefSeq and is a predicted model, not a curated record. The transcript has a single exon. NCBI's taxonomy places the organism in Eukaryota, Oomycota, Peronosporomycetes, Peronosporales, Peronosporaceae.
GCCACGAUUGAGGAGAUGCUCGGGCAGCACGGACUCUCGGACGCCAACGUAGUGCGGGUACCCAUCGGAGAAGAGAGCAACGAAGCGGAAGUGAAAGAACCAGAGCUGCUGAAGUCAUCAGGGGCUGGAGGAGAACCGACUGUGCGAGACUUCCAGUCGCUCGUGGACAGCCUCUUGUGA